AGGUUCAUGGCGGAGAUUAUUCCAUUAGCGAACGCUUCAAUGGCAAUUAUUUCCGGCCAUCAUUUUCUACCUCUCUCUUUCUCUCUCUAGCUUCUCUCGAUCCAAUUCAUCGUCCUCACGUUUUGUUUUCACAAACAUUCAUCUUCCUCGAUCACCUCUCACAUUUUUUUUUCUGAUUUCCUUUUUUAGUAAGGUUUCCACAUUUACAAUUUCUAGGGUUUUGGUUGUGCCGGAGAUGGUAAUUUGAAAGGUAAUGGUGGAGGAUUCAGAGGAAUUGGCUUCGUAUUGUGGGGUUUUCUGGGUUCCUCAGGUGUAGAUCUGAGGUUGAUUUUCUCUUCUUUCUUUCUUUCUUUUUUUUUGUUGGUAUUGUGUCUGGGUAAUUGUGGAGUCGAUGAGCGCUUCAAGGUUUAUAAAGUGCGUCACCGUUGGUGACGGAGCUGUCGGCAAAACAUGUUUGCUGAUUUCUUACACCAGCAACACCUUUCCCACGGAUUAUGUGCCGACUGUGUUCGAUAACUUUAGUGCAAAUGUGGUUGUUAACGGGAGCACGGUGAAUCUUGGAUUGUGGGAUACUGCAGGGCAGGAGGACUAUAACAGAUUAAGACCUUUGAGUUACCGUGGUGCUGAUGUUUUCAUCCUAGCCUUCUCUCUCAUUAGUAAGGCUAGUUAUGAGAAUGUUUCCAAGAAGUGGAUCCCAGAGUUGAAGCACUAUGCUCCUGGUGUCCCAAUUGUCCUUGUUGGUACCAAACUAGAUCUUCGGGAUGACAAACAGAUUUUUAUCGACCAUCCUGGUGCUGUCCCUAUUACCACUGCUCAGGGAGAGGAGCUCAAGAAGCUAAUUGGAGCGCCUGCUUACAUCGAGUGCAGUUCAAAAUCACAAGAGAACGUGAAGGGAGUCUUCGAUGCAGCGAUCAGAGUAGUCCUUCAACCUCCAAAGCAGAAGAAAAAGAAGAGCAAAGCACAAAAGGCCUGCUCCAUUUUGUAAUAGCUUUCAUGGAGGCCAAGAAGCUCUUUGAAAUGUCGAUGACAGGGUCGCUAAGAAAAUAUUGCGUUUUCAUUUUUUUGUCUUUUGUUUUCCGUAUUCAUUGUGAUUGCUCUCUCUCUCGUAGUUCCUUUAAAAACGAAUUGUGGGUUUCAUUUAGCUAAUAUUGCAGUUGGAGUGUCUCUCUUCCAUUCUAAAUGUAUGUACAACAUGAUGAUAUGUAAUCCCAAUUCUCAUGAAAAA
This is a messenger RNA of Eutrema salsugineum, 1225 nucleotides long. RefSeq names its product rac-like GTP-binding protein ARAC1. The record is from RefSeq and is a predicted model, not a curated record. Gene Ontology annotation, biological process: actin filament organization; regulation of cell shape; establishment or maintenance of cell polarity. Gene Ontology annotation, molecular function: protein kinase binding; GTPase activity; GTP binding. Bases 392 to 985 code for a protein of 197 amino acids. Gene Ontology annotation, cellular component: cytoskeleton; plasma membrane; cytoplasmic vesicle. NCBI's taxonomy places the organism in Eukaryota, Viridiplantae, Streptophyta, Magnoliopsida, Brassicales, Brassicaceae. The transcript is spliced from 7 exons.